Molecule: messenger RNA, 961 nt
Organism: Gekko japonicus
Lineage: Eukaryota; Metazoa; Chordata; Lepidosauria; Squamata; Gekkonidae
Gene: SMIM11
Product: small integral membrane protein 11A
Exons: 7
Coding region: 591-779 (62 amino acids)
Source: RefSeq, a predicted model, not a curated record
AGCUAAUGGCUGACUGCGAUAAGCCUGGGGAAGGCGCGAGGUGACCAGAGCCUCACUUCUGACAGGAGCAGUGAAAAAUGUGGAACCUUGCUGCCACUCCCCCAACACUGCUGUCCAGUGACAGUGAUUAAAUGUAUAUACUGCUUGUCAUGAGACAGAGUGGGGACCAGGCUGGGGUAUAAGCAAGUUCUUAAAGUAGUGUGAAGAUGUCCCUCCUUCUGAAGCCAUCUAAGAAACUGGCCUAUAUUGCCAAACUUGUUGCAGUGAGUUCCGUUGGGUGAUGCCUGCUCCUCAGCACAGUACCUGUUUGUGUAUGCAGACUACAGCAGGGCCAGGGAGAAGAAAACCCAAUUCCUGCUAUCACUGCUGCCAGAUGCCACUGUGAUGCCACCGUAAAGGGUUUCAGCUGAUACAAGUCAAGGUUAAUCACAGAAACAGUUGAAGUGUACAAUCUAAUAUGGCACAGAAAAGCCACUGCUGAUUGGUGACCUUGCAGAGUGGCUCGUUAACCCAGCUAGUUUCUUAUAAGUCUGACCAGUGCUGUUUGGUUCAGCCUCAGGUAUAAGCCUUGACCUUACCAAAGACCCAGGAUGUGGCUACUGAAUUGGAAGGUGAUGGAAAAUUUUCCACUGCUUAUGUACAUUUUAGCAGCUAAAACGCUGAUCCUUUGCUUAGCGUUUGCUGGUGCAAAAAUAUACCAGAGGAAAAGGCUUGAAGCAAAAAUGAAAAAAGAACAGGAGGAGAAACAGAAAGGGGAAGCUGAGAAGAAACAGAACUGAGGAGUCUUAAGAGACUUUUGGCAGUUUGCUUGGAUUCCUUUUCUGGGAGAGUUGAUGACUUCAGUGAAACACAAAGCUUUGCCGGAGGAAUGAAGUUUCAAGAGCAACAUUCACUUAAAUAACAUGUUGAAUUUUUUUUGUAUAUUUAAUAAGAACAUUCUGUUGGCUAUUUGUACAAUAAA